Camelina sativa (false flax) is the source of this 1128-nucleotide messenger RNA. Lineage: Eukaryota; Viridiplantae; Streptophyta; Magnoliopsida; Brassicales; Brassicaceae. The record is from RefSeq and is a predicted model, not a curated record.
AUGUCUUCACUAAUUAAGAUGACUCUGGUUUUGAAUCUCUUACAUCUUUUGUUCUCAACAGCGUCAGUUCGUUCUAAUCAAAGUGUGUUGCCGAUCAGAUCCUUCAAGAUAGGUGAAAAUGCUACAUAUGAUUGCAUAGAUAUCAACAAGCAACCAGGACUUGGUCAUCAUCUGCUCCAAAACCACACAAUCCAGAUGAAACCAUCAGUUUCAAGACAUGAACUAAAGAAUCACAUUGAAAACAACAAAUCAUAUUCGAAGAAAAUAGGGUGUUCAGAUGGAACCGUUCCUAUAUUGAGAAUCUCAAAUGAAUACAAUACCAAGGCACAAUUUUUCGCCGAGAAGUAUUUACAUCCGCUAACAGGCGAUACUCCUGGAGUACAUAUUGUUGGAGUAAGAUCGCGUGCUGGUCCAUAUCGUGGAGUAGAAGCUUGGUAUAAUGGAUAUAAGCUAAGCAUUGAAAGAAACCAGGCUUCAUAUAGUGAAAUGUAUAUAGGUAGUCGGUUGAAUAACCAAGUCAAUUUUAUCCAAGCCGGUUAUAUUAUAAAUCCAAGUUUCUUUGGCACCGAUCAACUUUGGACAUAUGGAUAUUUUAAAGGUAAAGAUGGAAAAGGAUGUUACAAUACAGCAUGUGAUGGGUUUAUUCAGGUAUCAAGAAAAAUUCCUAUAGUCCAACCCAUAAACAUUAACCCAGGAGACCCUGAUUGGUCGCGUUGGUCUAUCCAUGAGGAUAAAGUAACAGGAAAUUGGUGGCUUACGCAACUCAUAAAAAAUGCACCCAGCGUAGAUAUUGGAUAUUGGCCCAAAGAACUAUUUAACAUUUUGAACAAGAGUGCUAAUAUAGUUGGAGUUGGAGGUAUAGUUCGUGCUUCUCAGAAUUCAAGUCCCCCGAUGGGUAAUGGUAAUUUUCCAGUUGGAACCCGAAAAAAUUCAGCAAUGUUUACAAAUAUUGAAGUUUUGGACUCCAACUAUAGCAGUCAUAAAAUGGAUCAUUUUCCUACGGAGAUUAUAGUUGAUAGUCCACAAUGCUAUAACAUAAGAAUUGGUAAGGUGCAACCAUUUCAUCGUACACGACUUGGUUUUUUUUUCAAUUAUGGUGGUCCGGGAGGACACUCUUGUGGAGUUUAA